This is a messenger RNA of Scleropages formosus (Asian bonytongue), 4857 nucleotides long. It is a transcript of the gene sema6d, whose product is annotated as semaphorin 6D. The coding region runs from base 444 to 3665 and encodes 1073 amino acids. Gene Ontology annotation, biological process: axon guidance; neural crest cell migration; positive regulation of cell migration. Gene Ontology annotation, cellular component: plasma membrane. The transcript is spliced from 20 exons. Gene Ontology annotation, molecular function: chemorepellent activity; semaphorin receptor binding. NCBI's taxonomy places the organism in Eukaryota, Metazoa, Chordata, Actinopteri, Osteoglossiformes, Osteoglossidae. The record is from RefSeq and is a predicted model, not a curated record.
CUCAACUCCUCGGAGUUUAAGAAAUGGGCAGAGUCUCUGCCUGUGUGUGUGUGUGUCUAUGUACUCAGCGCAGAGCCGCGCCUCCCCACUCCCGCCCCGCCACGCGCCACACAGCGUCCGCGCAGCUCGCGGGUGACGGAGCCGCUGCGCUUUAGGACGGAGCUCCCGGAACCGGAGCGCGAACAGCGCGACGCCGCCAGCAGCCGACGCGCCCAAGGAGGGUUGCGGAGACUCCCACACCCCCCCCUACGUUUACCCCGGCGCGCUUUCGGAGUGGCGACCCCUCCUGAAGAUUUGUGGACAUAUCUGAGAUGCUUUAAAAGUGGUCUCAAGUCCUGCCAACGUGGAAUGAGCACAGACAGUGGACUGUUGAGCUGCUGUCGUCUGUAAAGGUAACGUCUACACUGCGCCGAAACGGGAAGUUUCUGCUUUCUGCGUCAAUCAUGAGACCCAGGGUGCACUUUCUCCUCGGCCUGUUCUCCUUGAUGACUCCACUCCUCUGGGCGAUCAGCUUCCCCGAAGAUGACGUGCCCAUUGAGACAGUAGACUAUCACUUUUCAAAACAGUAUCCAGUAUUUCGAGGGCGUCCCACAGGCAACGAAUCUCUGCACAGGCUCGACUUUCAACUCAUGACCAAAAUUCAAGACACACUCUUUAUUGCUGGCAGAGACCAGGUUUACCUAGUCAGUCUGCGUGAGACCUACAGGAAUGAAAUAAUCCCCUAUCGGAAACUGACGUGGCGAUCUGGCCAAGCAGACCGGGAGACCUGUGCUAUGAAGGGCAAGCGCAGAGAGGAAUGUCACAAUUUCAUAAAAGUGCUGGUUCCCAGAAAUGAAGAUCUGGUGUUCAUCUGUGGCACCAACGGCUUUAACCCCAUGUGCAGAUACUAUAGAUUAGACAACCUGGAGUUUGAUGGGGAGGAAAUCAGUGGCUUGGCAAGGUGCCCAUUUGAUGCCAAGCAGACCAACGUCGCUCUCUUUGCUGAUGGGAAGCUGUACUCGGCCACGGUGGCUGACUUCUUGGCGAGCGAUGCGGUCAUUUACCGCAGCAUGGGAGACGGUUCGGCCCUCAGGACCAUCAAGUAUGAUUCCAAGUGGUUAAAAGAACCACACUUCCUUCAUGCCGUAGACUAUGGGAACUAUGUUUACUUCUUCUUCAGAGAAAUUGCAAUGGAGCACAAUAACCUGGGAAAGGCGGUGUACUCCCGAGUGGCUCGCAUAUGCAAGAACGAUGUGGGUGGGUCUCAGCGAGUCCUGGAGAAACAUUGGACCUCCUUCAUGAAGGCGCGCCUCAACUGCUCUGUUCCAGGGGAGUCCUUCUUCUACUUUGAUGUCCUGCAGUCUAUUACAGACAUAAUAGAUAUAAAUGGAAUGCCCAGUGUGGCUGGGGUGUUCACCACACAGAUGAACAGCAUCCCAGGAUCGGCCUUGUGUGCAUUUACAAUGGCAGACAUAGAGAAGGUGUUCCAGGGCAGGUUCAAAGAGCAAAAAACACCCGAUUCUGUUUGGACUGCUUUCCCAGAGGACAGACUGCCGAGGCCCAGGCCAGGCUCAUGUGCGGGACAUGGGCCAGCGGAAGCUUACAAAACCUCCAUCGAUUUUCCGGAUGAAACUCUGCUUUUCAUCAAGUCCCAUCCUCUGAUGGAUUCCUCCGUGCCGUCAGUGAGGGACGAGCCAUGGUUCACGAAAACACGCGUCAGGUACAGGCUGACGGCCCUAGCAGUUGACAACUCUGCUGGACCCCAUCAGAACUACACCGUUGUCUUCAUUGGCUCAGAGGCUGGUGUACUCCUCAAAGUCCUGGCCAAGACCUCUGUGUUCUCCCUGAAUGAAAGUGUGCUACUGGAAGAGAUUGAUGUCUUCAAUCGAGCAAAGUGCAUCUCCAACAGUGAAGACGACAGACGCAUUCUAUCACUUCACCUGGACAAGGAGACCCACAGCUUGUUUGUGGCUUUCUCCAGCUGUGUGGUGAGGGUGCCCCUCAGCCGCUGUGAACGCCACAGUUCCUGCCAAAAGUCCUGUAUUGCAUCCCGGGAUCCCUACUGUGCUUGGAUGGCUCGUGGCUCCUGUGAGAGGGUCCAGCCUGGUGUCCACGUCGGGUAUGAGCAAGACGUAGAAUAUGGCAACACCGCACGACUGGGUGACUGUCAAGAAUUUUUGGCUACUACAUCUCCGCCAGAUUACAAAUCAUUUGGUGACCCAACAUCUGACAUGGAGUUGGUUUCACCUUCUGUCACCACUGUGGCACGUGGCCCCAUAGAAUCACCUCAAAUCAUUGCCAGUCAGAAACCUGAACCGUUUGGUUCAAGGAAAUUCGUGCUUCAGGAUGACCCAGCCACUUCACAUUCUUUUGAAUCAUUACCAGGUGUCCCGGAGGGUGUGUGGGAGAUCCAGUCUGGAGAGGCCAACCAAAUGGUGCACUUAAAUGUGCUCAUAACCUGUGUAUUCGUGGCCUUCCUACUGGGGGCCUUCAUAGCUGGAAUGGUGGUCUACUGCUACCGGGACGCCUUCCUUCGCAAGCCCAGGAGAGUUCACAAGGACACGGAGUCUGCUCAAUCUGGCACAGGUUCCGCGGGCAGCUUUGGAAAUAUCGAUGGCUUGUUUGACAGUCCAGUGAAGGAAUAUCAGCAAAGUAUUGACACCCCAAAGCUGUACACCAACCUGCUGAGUAAUGGAAAAGACACUGCACCCCAUGGGGACACAAAAACAAUGAUACUUAGCGGCCCAGGUCAGCCCCCAGAGCUGGCUGCCCUUCCAACCCCCGAGUCCACACCGGUUCUUCAACAGAAGAGCCUACCACCACUCAAGAACCAGUGGGAUAAAGCUCAAAGCAAGAUGACUGCAGCUCGUAAAGAGUCUUUAUCGAAAGGUUCCCAGUACUUCUCAUCUAGCCAACCCGCACAUUCACCUGUGGGGCCCACCCACAUCCCCAGUGCCGUGGUACUCCCCAACGCAACCCACAGCUACAAGGUGGAUGUGCCACACAGUGAGAGGAAAGUCCAAAAUGCAGACUAUCCAGCGAGCUCCAAAUCCAGCAGAAAAGACCACAGGCGCUCAGUGGAUGCCAGAAACACCCUGAAUGAUCUCCUGAAGCACCUAAAUGAGAAUGACGGCAACAGCUCCAAGGCUGUUCUUGCAGAAGCACCGAAGGCCCGGCAAAAUACGUUGGAUCCAAUAUGCAUGACUGAGAUUCCUCCGAAAGUCCCUAGCAGGGAAGCCUCGCUGUACUCGCCUUCUUCUUCCCUGCCCAGGAACAACCCCACAAAGAGGGUGGAUGUGCCUACAACACCAACUACACCCACAGGCCCAAUAAACACCUUAGAGAGACAGAGGGGCUACCACAAGAACUCCUCACAGAGGAAUUCAGUAGCAGCCCCUCCCAAAAACUUGACUUCCAAUGGGUCUGUCGUGUCACGGCAGCCCAGUACAAACAGAGGGGGAUACAUGCCCCCAACUCCUCCUUCCAGACUGGACUCACAUGGGGCAGCUCUGGGGAGUCACCCACAGCCCUCUGUGUCCAGACAGAGCAGUUACAGUAGCCAGAGCUCUCUGCCACAAAUGGGGGUCAAGAGAGGACCCUCUUUAAAACCAGACCUUCCCCCCAAACCCAACAGCUUUGUUCCACAGACUACGCAAAUGAGGGCAGUGAACAAAUACAGCUACUGAACAGCAGUGCACGGCUGUUCACGCUCAAAAGAACAAUAGGUGUUACAGCCGGGACCUUAAAGAGGGUUUCCCUAUGGAGUAUUUCAAUUUCCCCAUGGAGUAUUGAAAAGGGAAUCUACAAGUGGCUGAACAAGAAAGCUGCCAGUUCUGUUUCUUGUUUUUCUUUUGUUCGUUUUGUACAUUUUUUGAAACUUAAACCUGAGAGCAAGUUAGAGGCAUUUCCUUUUCAGCUCCCGGGUGCAGAGGUGGUCGUCUGUUGCGCUGGUACUUCUGAUGCUGGGGGGGGGACAAGCUGCAUGGGGAACUUGACUGUUCGUUUCAUGCAGCUUUGCCAUUCCUGCACUACAGGUUUACCACGCAAGAAUACUUGAAGAAUGGUUCCAUUACUCACUGCCACUGAGCACUGUCUUCCCAUUAAAAUGUGAACUUUGCAAAACGGCCUAAGAUGUAUGGGUUCGUCAGGAGCCCUGAAGAAGGCAAAAACAUCCAAUGUAAUGGUUGUGCAUAAGUACAGUAUGACCUUGAGAAAAGGACAGACCUGUGGAUGACAGAGACUGUUCAAGGCAUGUCCGUGAAAGGCAGACUAUUGCCCCCUGUGAUGCAUACAUAGGCAAUAGGAGGCACUUGGACACAAUCUGUCAUACAGUCAGUCAAAAAGGGGACAACUUAUUGUAGUUGCAAAGAAAAUGUACUUUCCAAAGUACCUUAACGUGAGAUCGUUUUGGCCAUUGACAUGCACACAUCAAGUACAGGUCCUCUCUAUGCGUUUGUCAAUAAAGGUCAGAGUAUCAUUUUAACUCCCUGGGAUGUCACGAUGUAUUUGCUGCUGCUGGUUUUGGACAGCCGUUGUUCCAUUUUGUUCUUGAAUAUUUCCUCCCAACAGUGUGCAAUCUGAACUGUAGCAUCAGUACCAAUUUAGACAAAUUGUUAACGUGCUGUCUACUCGUGGUGCCGAAGGAGGGACAAUGACAUAGUGAACUCGUUCUCACAUAGAGCCAGGCGAUGAUCAAUUUGGGAGCAACUCCAGUAACGUGAAGUGAUUUUUCCAGUAGCCUCAGUCCAUGCUAGGCCAUUGAUUUUGCUACUGCCAUGGGGUUUCGAACUGGUAGCCAAUUUGAAGACUGUAAUAAUACAUUGUAGCUCUGUUUGCCAAAAUGCAUGUCUGUCACUAUAGCGGUUACCUCUACUCUUC